UGCAACAGCUCCGUUCAACAUUUCAUCUGCUUUGAGACUGCAACAAAAACAGAUCCAGAAUAUUUAGAAGUUUGUAGUCUGUGCAGGGAGCUGCAGAGGAACGAGGCAAUCAUAAAACUCUAAGACAGCUUGUGCUUCAAGCUUCAAGAAUCCUCCAAGAACAAGCAGCUGGGAUUUAGAAGCAUGUCUCUAGAGGUUAAGGAAAAGACAGAGGUGCGUUUGGUGUUCAUGGGUGCUGCGGGUGUAGGAAAAACAGCCCUGAUCCAACGCUUCCUACAAGACAGCUUCGAGCCCAAACAUCAUCGGACAGUGGAGGAGCUCCACAGCAAGGAAUACGAGGUAGCUGGAGUCAAAGUGACCAUUCACAUCAUGGACACGAGCGGUAGUUAUUCGUUCCCAGCCAUGCGAAAGCUCUCCAUCCAGAACGGAGACGCCUUCGCCCUGGUCUUCUCUGUAGAUGACCCUGAAUCGCUAGAAGCUGUCAAGAGCCUACGUGAGGAGAUCCUAGAGGUCAAGGAGGACAAGCUCCCACCCAUUGUGGUGGUGGGCAAUAAGAAAGACCGGCUGCAUGAACGCAGGGUGUCUGCGGAUGAUGUGCUGGCAAUGGUCGAACUGGACUGGAACAACUGCUUCCUGGAGGCAUCGGCCAAAGAAAAUGAAAAUGUGAUGGAGGUUUUCAGAGAGCUGCUCCAGCAAACCAACCUACCUAGUCGUCUUAGUCCAGCCUUGCGACGUCGCAGAGAGACCUUUCCCAAUGACACGGACAUACGGCCGCCGAUGAACAAGACCAACAGUUGCUCCAUCUCCUAAAUGUGGCAAGAAAAAGACAACAGAUGACAGUUGAGGUUGAGUCACUUCUCAACACUCUCUGAAGUUGAGAUCAUGAGAACGGCUUUGCAAACUCCCUGUAAUCCUGCUCCAAAAUCAGCAUCAUGUUCCUCCCCAGUGAUGAAGGGAAAAGGACAAUGAUUACUGGCAAAGUGGAGAAUGAUCAAGAGACACUGAAUUUGUUACUGCAAUUGCAUUUGUACAGUGAAUGUUUUGACAGUGGUAUUGAGUUCAGUUGCUUGUUGUGUAUAUGUCUAGGUAUACUGGCUAUUCUGACUUUAUUCACAAAAUGACAAGAUUACAAAUAAUGGACACUGCAUUCACUGGUUUACAAGUCAUUGCAUCAAGUACAUUGUUUUCAGUACCAUCAGUUUGGCGCUGUGCACAUGAACUUUCACCUUGUCAAAAACAUGUCAUUCAUUGCACUGAUGUAUUUUUCUUUUAUAUCUUGAUCAACAGGUACAUUUAAGGCUUUCUGACAGCAAUUGUGAAAAUAUUUGGAAUUUGUGUAACAUAGGUAUAAA
Xyrauchen texanus (razorback sucker) is the source of this 1352-nucleotide messenger RNA. RefSeq names its product rasd family member 4 (gene rasd4). The record is from RefSeq and is a predicted model, not a curated record. Gene Ontology annotation, molecular function: GTPase activity; GTP binding. The transcript has a single exon. The coding region runs from base 184 to 810 and encodes 208 amino acids. Lineage: Eukaryota; Metazoa; Chordata; Actinopteri; Cypriniformes; Catostomidae.